Messenger RNA from Saccharomycodes ludwigii, 1740 nucleotides. It is a transcript of the gene CHS5, whose product is annotated as Chs5p. The coding region runs from base 1 to 1740 and encodes 579 amino acids. The record is from RefSeq and is a predicted model, not a curated record. Gene Ontology annotation, cellular component: trans-Golgi network; exomer complex. Lineage: Eukaryota; Fungi; Ascomycota; Saccharomycetes; Saccharomycodales; Saccharomycodaceae. Gene Ontology annotation, molecular function: protein dimerization activity. The transcript has a single exon. Gene Ontology annotation, biological process: conjugation with cellular fusion; Golgi to plasma membrane transport.
AUGACUACAACAACAGCCACUGAUAUUAGUUCAACAAAUACCCAAAGUAAUCAAAAGGGGGAAGGUAUUGUUUCCUUAACUGUUGGUAAAGUGGACGCUUCAAUCGCAUUAUUAACAACAGAUGAUCAUUUAAUUAUCGAGUUUCCUACUAUUUUGUUACCAGAAGAUAUUAAAACAGGUUCAAUCGUUCAAUUUAACGUUUCUCACAACUAUGAGUCUGAAUCUAAUGUUUUCACCAAAUUUUUAAAUUUACAAAAUGAUAUCUUCCAGAAAUACGGACAAUUGGAACCAUCACCACCUCACUUAUCCAAGCUUAAUGUUACACAAACAAGUUGUAUUUUGAAAUGGGAUAAUUUGAAUUUGGGUUCCGUGGAUUUGAAGUCAUUGAUUUUGUAUAAAUCAACAAUCAAACCAGAAAAUGCCAAUUCUGGUUCUUCUAUUCCUGAUAACGCCCAGUCUAGCACAGGAGCUGCUACUCACACCAAGAUGGAGAGAAUUACUAUGAUCCCUAAUCCUAUUAAAACCAAUAGUUUUAAAAUAUCUGGUUUAAGUGUAGAUACCAGCUACGAGUUUCAAUUGAAAAUGUCAACUACAUCGGGGACUUAUUACUCUAAUAGGUUAGCUAUUAAAACACACAAAAUGACCGACAUGAGUGGUAUUACUUGUUGUUUAGGUAAAUUAGAUACUACUUUACAAAUCACUGAAAACGAUAUUAAAAGUUGUUUAGACAGCAUUGGUGCUAAACCAUUGCAAAAUAAAGUUACUAUUGACACUACCCACUAUAUUACUAAUGAAGUUGAUGAAGUUGAUAACGAUCAAGAUGAAGAGUUAGAAAAGGCCAAGAGGAACAAUAUUCCUAUUGUCAAGCCAGAAUGGGUUAGAGCUUGUCAAGUCGAAAAGAGAAUUAUUGGAGUCAGAGGAUUCUAUUAUCAAAAUCCUGUUGGUGGUGCCGAUGAUAUGACCGGAAACUAUAAAUUUGAUAAGAGUUUAACCGAGGCAUAUUUGAGUAAAAUUAGUGCUGAAGAAAAAACUGAGACUGGAAAGGACCAAGAAGCGGUAACUGAAGUUCAAAAAGAGAAUAAAAUGGAAGAAGAAGAAGAAAAUAAUAUUGAAAAGGAAGACAAAGCUAGUUCUGGAAACUCGGAACAGGAGGGAGGUUUGGAAGAUAAAGACUUUAAAACAGAAGACUUAAAUGAAGAACUAACUACAGACAAUGAGCAAUCAAAAGAGCAAAAGGAGGAUGUAUUAAAAAAUGAUAAAAAAAUUAAAGCUGUGGAUUUAAAUGAUCAACAAGAAGAUGAGGAUGAAGAAGGCAAAUAUGAAAAUAUAAUUGAACAAGCUGGUAAAGAAGAAAAGUCAAUGGAAGAACCUAUGGUGGAAGAAGGUAAAGAAGGAGAACCGGUUGAGGAAACUAAAGAUGAAGGACCAGUGGGGGGGAAUAAUGAAGAGUCGGUGGGGGGAAAUAACGAAGAACCAAUUGAAGAAAAUAAAGGAGAAGAAGAGGAACUGAUGGGAGAGAAUAAAGAAAACCCAGUAGAGGGAAAUAGAGAAGAACCAGUGAAAGAAGAACCAGUGAAGAAGAACCAGUGGAAGAAGAACCAGUGGAAGAAGAACCAGUGGAAGAGGAACCAGUGGAAGAAGAACCAGUGGAAGAAGAACCAGUGGAAGAAGAACCAGUGGAAAAAGAACCAGUGGAAGAAGAACCAAUGGAAGAAGAACCAAUGGAAGAAGAACUCGUAG